CCUUUCCGAGAGCUUGCAAAAAGUAUUCUUCCUUCAUUUCGAAAGGACGCAUGGCUUCGCUGCGCAGUAAAUAUGCGCAACGUGCCAGAGACAAGAGAUGUAUGCAUUGCCAAAGGGACCCAGCAAAAUUGCUGCAAACACACGAAGGGGUCUUCAAAGACAGUUUGAAAGCUUCGAAAGCAGGGAAUUCAGCUUGGGCAAAAACGAUCCUGGGGCCGCUAUGAGCGCUCCCAGGCCAGUCUUCAAUGGGAAGAGGCCAACAUCCCGACAAAACAGUUCACAGCAAGAACAAUUCUCACAGCAACAUGAAGAAUGUGUCCGAUACCUAAGUGAAAACUGGAAUAAAGUCAUGCGAGAAUAUGAACAAUUUAAAGAAGGUGGCAAAGAAGGUGGACCAGAAUGGUACAAAGAAAAAAAUCCAAAUCCUCAUCUUGCAGAUUUCAAGCCAUUUGAUCUUGAAGAAUAUUGGGGACACAGAACAAUGCGCAGAUUGACAGAAUCCAGUUGAAUUUUAACCAUGAAGUGUUCACAGUAUUUGUUGUCUGGCUGUUUUUGACUCUGUUUUUAAUGCACAUUAUCAGUUGUCAUCUCAUCAAAACAAAUCUCAUUAACUGUACAUCUACAUACAGGAAAAGAGUAAAAAAAGAAAAGUCUUAUUCUGCACAAUAC
Pomacea canaliculata is the source of this 669-nucleotide messenger RNA. Its product is annotated as mapk-regulated corepressor-interacting protein 1-like. The transcript is spliced from 6 exons. NCBI's taxonomy places the organism in Eukaryota, Metazoa, Mollusca, Gastropoda, Architaenioglossa, Ampullariidae. Bases 98 to 508 code for a protein of 136 amino acids. The record is from RefSeq and is a predicted model, not a curated record.